Messenger RNA from Dibothriocephalus latus, 909 nucleotides. Lineage: Eukaryota; Metazoa; Platyhelminthes; Cestoda; Diphyllobothriidea; Diphyllobothriidae. The record is from the annotation of a GenBank genome assembly.
AUGCAGACUGCAGCUUGCUCGACUGCAGCUAAGCCUAAUCAGCAACAGAAACCGCAGCCUCAAUCGUCAAUUUCGGCUUAUUCAGAGGCCGCCGCUGCCACUGCCACAGAAAUGGAUUGUGAAGAGCCGGGUACAGAGACGGUGACAGUGGCUGCUGUAGAUGCGCCCAUUGACUACAGCGAGUACACUGAAGAGGAGUUAGAAUUGAUGCAGAGCCUUUUAGAGGAGAAUUCCGGGGGUAACCGCGUUUGCCCGGCAAACAUAGAUCCUCCUCCCCCUACAGACCAUACGACACGUGCGCGUUGCUAUGGUCUCAGCUCCCCUCAGGCGUUUCCAAAUCACUCCGGCAAAUCUUCUAGUCCCGAGAUCAACAGAGCCCCUUCGAGCAAUAGUCCUGUUGAUGACUCUGCAGACCACAUGUCAAUCCAACUGGAGUGUAGCAGAACACGCCCCAUGUCGCUACCUUCCAUGGAGAACUCGCCGGAGAACUCCCCACCCGCCUCGCCCAGACAUAGUCAUCCCGAGUCCUAUUCGCUUUCCGCACCUGCCUCUAUCAGUUCGCAACCGGAAUUGGUGAUUUCCCGGAAGAUUCAAAGCGCUGCCACUGUCGGCAACGAGGAUAUAUCAGUUCUGGUUCAAAAGAUCCGCGUACUGGAGCGUCGUGUUUCCAAGUUAAUGCAUGUGGUUCAGGCCCAGGGCAAUGCUCUACGUGACAUGUCAGCCAGGUGGCACCAUAAAUUAAUUCUCUGCUGCCCGCGUUCCUCCUUCAUCCAUCCCCUCUCUCAAAAAGCUGAAGACUUUCCUGUAAAUAUGUAUGACAAGCCCUUUCUGUUUUACUGCCGACCGCCUGUGGUUGUGUGGGUGCAUCGGCAAGCAGGCGCGUUCUGCAUGGAUGACUGUGCGUUAUGA